GAGGAGGAGGAGGGUGAUAGGGGUUCUUGACCGGACCGGCCAUUUCUACGCCUUGUGCUUGGACCGGCUGAGUAGCCUGUCCCGCCGCCCCUCAGGACCUGUGCAAAGCCUGGAAACUCGCAGCCCUUGCAAAGCUUGGGAUUGCAAGCCUGACCCGGUGCCUGUUUUCUCGGAAGCAAAUCCCACUUAGUUCAGUUGGGCUGACUCCCAAGUGCAUGUAUGUUAGACUGAAGUGGGAACUUAAGUCCGAGUAAACAUGCACAGGAUGGUGAUUCUUAUAAGUGCACUCACGCACUAUGAACGAAGUCCCGCUGAACUUCAUGGAUUACUUCUGGCUUUGAAAAGGUUGAGAGAAGCUGCCAAUGCUAAUGAUUUAGAAACAGUGCAGCAGCUUUUGGAAGAUGGGACUGACCCCUGUGCUGCCGAUGACAAAGGUCGAACAGCUCUGCACUUUGCUUCCUGCAAUGGAAACAACCAUAUUGUACAGUUACUCUUGGACCAUGGAGCUGAUCCAAACCAGCGAGAUGGACUGGGGAACACUCCCCUGCAUUUGGCUGCCUGCACGAACCAUGUUCCUGUCAUCACCACAUUGCUCCGUGGAGGAGCUCGAGUAGACGCCUUGGAUCGAGCUGGAAGGACCCCUCUGCACUUGGCCAAGUCAAAGCUGAACAUCUUGCAGGAGGGCCUCUCGCAGAGCUUGGAAGCCGUGCGGCUUGAAGUAAAGCAGAUCAUCCAGAUGUUGCGGGAAUACCUUGAACACCUUGGGCGCCAUGAGCAGCGGGAGCAGUUGGAUGAUCUUUGCACCAGGCUACAGAUGACAAGCACAAAAGAACAGGUGGACGAAGUUACUGACCUCUUGGCCAGCUUCACCUCGCUCAGCUUGCAGAAGCAGAAGAUAGAGAAGAGGUAACAGGCUUUCCUGCUGUCAUCCCCAUAUCAAAAUGAGAAGUCUCUGGGCACUGGAACUCAAGAGCUGCUGGAACUCACCUACAAGUCUACAGACUUGCUGUCCAUAUCAAGCAUGCGCUCCCUGUUGAAUCUGUGCCAAACUGUCCAAGACUGCCAGGCAUCGCCACUGCCUUGGACACUUCCUUCAGGACAAGAGAGGUCCACGGUGAAGCCCUGGCCUUGGGAAUAAUGGGCUACUCUUCUCCCGCUCCCCUUUCCCCAAGCAUCAGGAUAGCUGCUUUAGUGAAUGAGGUCAACACUUGCAGGGGAGUAGCCCCAUUUCAAGGACACUGCCACGUCCUGCAAGUAGCAGCUCCAACGUGUUUCUAGCACAUCUGGGAAGUGAUGGCUGUCAGGCACGCAAUCGCACACAACUUGCCUGCUUGUAAUUCAGCGUUCCCAGCAUUUAAGCACACGGACCCUUGUAGAAAUGGUGGGAGACUUCCUACCCCUGGUCAGCAGCUAAUGUUGAAUGGGGGCCAUAUUUUUGAACUGAGACAGGGUUGGAGGGCCAGCAAUGCUGACUCCAACCACUACUGAGAUACAGAGGUCUCUUUAACCACCUCCUCCUCCCCCCCAUCCAAAGUGAACAGCAAAAGAAACAUUGGCAGAGCUCUUCCCUCCUGCACUUUGGUGACCUGUUCCCAAAUUCUGCAUUUUGGCCCAUGAACUGGUGUCCGUAGCUGAGGUGCAGGAGGGCAGAACUGGGCCCGAGCUUUUGUUGCCACUCCUGUUGGCGGAGGGGUUGUGGGGAGAGGUUUAAAGAGCUCUUUGCCUAUGUCUGUCGGCUUGGGCCUAAGCAGUUGGCUGACUUGCAUAAUAAGAGAGUCCCUGGAAUGGGAGCCUGUGUUGAGGCUCCCACUGGGAAGCCCAGCAGAGCCCUGGGGAGCAGAGUCAGAAUGGGUCCCCCUAUUCCUACUCUAGCUCUCCCCCUCCCAUGAUUUAAUCUCUGUUCCAGCAAACUGAGAUGGAACUCGCAUGGAGAGCACUGGCUUCGUUCCCUCCUAUGUACCCCUGUGCAACACCUGCUAAGCAGGCAAAGAGGUGCCCUUUUAAAGUGGUAGCUCUCUCUCUAUUUAGCAGGGGAAGAACAGCUUUCUGUUCAUUCCAGCAUAGUGUCCCUCCUAAUGAUAGUUGGCUGGUGUCUCUGUGUGUAUUAAUCUUGUGAGCCCUUUUGGAACAGGGAACCACUUUCUUACUUCUUUUUCUUUGAGAACCUUGUUGAAGUGGUAUAUAAAUAUUCUUAUUAAUAAUGAUGAUAAUACUCUUCUCCCUAGAAGAGGAUAGUCUCCAUCUAGGAUAAUAUGUAUAUUUGUAAUGAAGGGCAGAGAGGGUGUGCUUUCCCGAUGCGGGUGCACAGACUGGACAGUUGAUUCUUUCUUGGUGUUACCAUUAUGCUUUCCUCUGAGCAGGCCGCAGAAAUGCCUCUCUUCUGAUUUGUGGUAGCCUCCUAUUUAAUAGCACAGUUGUAUUGCAUGCAGAGGUUAAGAAAAUGUGUCUUAUUCUAUGAAUAAAAUAGAAAAGAACUUCAUAGGCCUGUAUUCACCCUGAGAGAACAUGAGAGGAGGAUUCAUCUUACACAAAGGUAGGGACUGGGUGCCUGAUACGUGCCAAUCCAUUGGACUAAAAGCCCUCAAGGAUGUGGCUGCCUCCUGUUUUGACUUCAUUCAGCUCAGUUGACUGAGGGGCAGGGGUGAAUAUUUAGCAAAUUUGUUCUCAGGAGUCCUGGUUGCUUUUUCCUGCUUCACUGCAAUUCCAAGGCUGUUCUAGAACCUUGAGACCAGUAGGCUAUUGUGACCUUUUUUCUUUUUCUUUUUACAAGUGUGCUGCUUUUGUGGCAGAGGAGAAUAACUGGAUUCCUAUCUUUACAUAGAAGCCCAAAUAUUGGCUAUCACGACCUAAACUGCAUUGACAGAGAAGCCUGAAUGCUCAGGGUAGGAAAGUUUGGGACGGAUUUGAUUUCUGACCUUGCUGGAGCUGUCACUGUGAAUGGAAUGAACUUUACUCCUGUGUGCAAGAAGGAUGGCGGGCGAUGUGAACUUUUCCAUGGUGAACAUCAAUAAAAUGCUGUCUGCUUUUA
This is a messenger RNA of Hemicordylus capensis (graceful crag lizard), 3028 nucleotides long. It is a transcript of the gene ANKRD54, whose product is annotated as ankyrin repeat domain 54. The record is from RefSeq and is a predicted model, not a curated record. Gene Ontology annotation, molecular function: protein binding. NCBI's taxonomy places the organism in Eukaryota, Metazoa, Chordata, Lepidosauria, Squamata, Cordylidae. Bases 257 to 910 code for a protein of 217 amino acids. The transcript is spliced from 8 exons.